Molecule: messenger RNA, 942 nt
Organism: Ostertagia ostertagi
Lineage: Eukaryota; Metazoa; Nematoda; Chromadorea; Rhabditida; Trichostrongylidae
Source: the annotation of a GenBank genome assembly
AUGUCAAUAAUGUGGUAUAACAGAGCCCUGUUUAGCCACGGCGUACGUAGAUUCCGGGCUAGUAACAAAGAUAAUCUUGAAUUCGAUAAUGAGAAUACUUCGCAGAUAACGCCGGAGCUGGCAGCAAUUCUUCAUAAAUGGCCGGGAGGUCAGGUCGAACUUGAAUCCAAGGGAGAUGUUGCACGACUUCGGCUGAAUAGGCCGGAGAAAAGCAACUGCUUGUCGGGAGAGAUGAUGUUUCAACUUGGUGAGAGAGUACAGGAACUGACAACAUUGUCCUGUGGUGUGCUGGUUGUCGAAGGAGCUGGGGGAUCAUUUUGCAGCGGAGGCGAUCUUGGAUUAAUUGAUGAGCUAUGCAAUAAUUCGCUUGGGCCAGCCAUGUUUCGUUUCAUGUCCUCUUCCUUGGCCGCGAUCCGUUCAUCUCCGCUAGUGAGCGUUGCUCGAAUUCAUGGACACUGUCUGGGUGGAGGAACCGAAAUAGCAUCACCGUGUGAUAUCCGGUUGGCGCACAAAGAUGCCAAAAUUGGAUUCAUGCAAUCCAGGUUGGGAAUCGUUCCGUCAUGGGGUGGAGCGAACUUCCUAGCGCCUAUUGUCGGUCGAAGCGUGGCCAUACGUCUUUUGACUACAGCGGCGAUGCUAACUGCCUCUGAGGCGAAGGAUAUCGGCUUCGUCGACGUUGUGUAUGAAUCCGACGAGGAAUUCGAGGUACGCAUUUGCUCCACUGAAAAAUGCCUUCGUCGAAAACCAAACGUCUUGCAGAAAUUCAUUUCGUCUAUGCUGAAAAGUGGACCGGAUGUAUGUCGAGCUCAGAAGGCUAUGCUCAAUGCCAUAGAAAGUGGCAAGGAAGACAAUAAGCUUGAUGUGAUUCGCUCUGUUUGGGGAGGACCAGCUCAAAAGAAUGCCAUAAUGAAGCAAAUGAAGGCGAUUAGUAACAAGAAAUGA